AUGGCCGACCAACAUUCAUCCUGUGCACGACACGACAUGGACACCGAGCAGUGCACAAGUGAGCUUGGAUGCUACUGCACAACGGAGUCACGCAGCGGCUCCCGCAACAAGCCCUAUGCCAGCCCGCCUAACAACGCCUGCAACAGCAGCGAAUGGGGAAUGUGGAGACAAUGUGAGAGCGGGGGAAGAGCAGGACCUCCCCUCACUGGGCGCUCUUUUUCAGACAUCGACACUGCCACACAUGACAAGCCCGUCUGGGCUGAAGACCACGCUGGGGAUCCGACGCCGCAGGCGGUGCUUAACCAUCAGGAACCACAGCAGCCCCCCACAGGGGAAGAACUUGGCCUCCCAUGUGAGUAA
Molecule: messenger RNA, 360 nt
Organism: Pelobates cultripes (western spadefoot toad)
Lineage: Eukaryota; Metazoa; Chordata; Amphibia; Anura; Pelobatidae
Source: the annotation of a GenBank genome assembly